Messenger RNA from Nothobranchius furzeri (turquoise killifish), 1088 nucleotides. RefSeq names its product L-seryl-tRNA(Sec) kinase (gene pstk). Gene Ontology annotation, molecular function: tRNA binding; kinase activity. NCBI's taxonomy places the organism in Eukaryota, Metazoa, Chordata, Actinopteri, Cyprinodontiformes, Nothobranchiidae. The record is from RefSeq and is a predicted model, not a curated record.
CUUCAGCAUGUCUGUGCGUCCUCUGUGGGCUGCCAGCAGCUGGGAAGUCCACACUGGCCUGCAGAAUCACUAGCACCGCUACGGAGCUCGGAUGGAGAGCCGCUGUGGUUCAGUAUGAUGAGCUGAUCCCCGAUCAGGCUUUUCAUACCAAGGCUGAACUGGAAGAUAUGCACACUAACUGGAAGUUCCACAGACAAGCAGUGUUGCAGUGCAUUGAUGGGCUUGUGGAGAAGCGUGAAAUGUUGGAUCUCCCAAGUUGCUCUCUGAUCAACGUUGCUCCAUGGGAUCAGUCUACGCAAGCCCUCCUGCAGUCAGAAGGCUUGAAAUCUGAUAAUAGGCCUCUUCUCUUUCUACUAGAUGACAACUUCUACUAUCCAAGUAUGAGAUAUGAAGUCUACCAAUUAGCAAGAAAACGAUCACUGGGGUUCUGCCAGGUGUAUCUACAGUGUGACCUGGAGUCCUGCAUCAGUAGAAACCAAGGCAGGUCUCGACCCGUUCCCACUAGCGUACUGCUUGAGAUGGACAAGCGUUUGCAGCCUCCAGAUCCUCAUAAGAACUUGUGGGAAACACAAACCCUCACACUCAACACAGCUGGCGAUGUCUCCCAAAGUGACGUCCAGAAAGUGAUUGAGCUGAUCUCUUCUGCCAUAAAUAAUCCUCUGAGUCCAAUUGAGGACAACGCUGAACAAAAGGAAGUGGAUCGUCUAAAAUGUGCCACUAGUGUGGUCCAUCAGGCGGACCAGGCCUGUCGACGCCUCAUAUCUGAAGCCAUGAUGACAGCCAGAGAUGAUCACGUCCCUUCUGAACUCUUGCGAUCGUUGGCGGCCCAGCUGAAUGAAGCUAAAACUACAUUUCUUCACGAUCUGCGGAAAAAUGUUCUUCAAGAAGUUCUGUUCAUUCAAAAUGAGGACAUCGACGUGGACCGCAUGGUGAAAAGGGCAGUAGAAAGCGUUUUUGACCAGAACAAAAUAAAAAUCCUGGCAACGUUUUUAAAUAAUUAAAAUUUUCUAAAACAUUUCAAAUAUUACAUCCAAGAUAGGAUAUGAUGCCGUUUAUGUAAUGCCAUGUAAAUAAAAUGUUUUUCCAUG